Messenger RNA from Bombus pascuorum, 2189 nucleotides. RefSeq names its product arylalkylamine N-acetyltransferase-like 2. The transcript is spliced from 4 exons. NCBI's taxonomy places the organism in Eukaryota, Metazoa, Arthropoda, Insecta, Hymenoptera, Apidae. The record is from RefSeq and is a predicted model, not a curated record. Bases 1 to 759 code for a protein of 252 amino acids. Gene Ontology annotation, molecular function: N-acetyltransferase activity.
AUGAGUAAGAGCGAGGGAUGCGAACCGUCAGUUACAUUUCCGAUAAAGCCACCUGGUCCACCGAAAGUGUGGAAAAUUGUCGAGAUUAAAAAAAAGGACGCGGAUGUACCGAUAAGAUUCACCAUUCAAGAGGUACCGGAAGACAGGUACGAAGAGGUGAUAGAACACAUGUGCAAGUAUUUCAUUGUCGACGAGCCCAUGUCUAAAUGCAUAAACGGGAUAAACGAUCCUGAAUACGUGGAAACAUUUCGAUAUCUUUGGGACAAAUUUAUAAAAUGUGGUUUGUCCAUCGUAGCGUUUACAGAGAAUCCAGAUGGUGGGAAACCUAUAAUCGCAGGAGCUAACAUACUUAUGUUAUCAUUCAAGGAUGAGAUGUUCGAUAUUGAGAAAACUAAGUCAGAGAAAGGGAAUGCUGUGAUGGCUCUUGUGGUAGAAUUAAUCAAACAAGCAAAUGUGUUUGAAAAAUAUGGGGUGAAUAAAUAUAUGAACGCCUUUGGCCUUUCCGUAAAUCCAAAGUAUCGAGGAGCCUCUCUGGGUGCUCACCUUCUUAGUGCCAGGGUGGAAAUAGGUCGCGAAUACGACAUCCCGGUAACAGUCACGGCAUUUAGCUCGCCGAUUUCACAGAAAUUGGCCGAACGAUGCGGCUUUGAAACCCUGGUUGAACGAAAUUACGACGAAAUUGUGGAUGAGAAGGGAAAUUUAGUGUUUCCAGGAAUCAAAUCGAAAGCCAUGAAAAUAAUGGGCAGGAGGCUCUUUUAACAUAAACGACGUAUUACAAAUUGAAUUAAAAAUAUGACAUUUAGUAGUUUAAUACCAAUUAAUAAGUAUCAAGAUAGGAAUAGUGACAAAAAUAAAUGAAAGAAAUGGGAUCCCUUGUAACCCGUAAGAUAAACAAUAAAGGUACUAUCCCAACAUAGUGCAAGAUAUGAGUAACGAAGCAGCGCUGUUCACUUCCGGACAUAGCAAGGGGGACAAGACGAGUAAAUUAUCUGACAAUAGGACAAACGAUCUCAAUUUGCGUCAGCGGAAAGCUUUAUUCUGCCGUUUGGUACGUGUUAAGCAACAGAGUGAAAACGAAUACAAUUUUCCACCUCGUUGCUGAAAUCGCAGAUUUGCGGCAAGUUUGUAAGUAGUAAAAAGAAAAGAAAAAAGAAGGAAACAGAUUCGCACGCGCCGUAUCAAAGUUAAUGAAAAACACGUUGACGAGACAGGCGGCAUUUAAAAAAGUCCUUUGUCGUUCGUUGGAAGUACGUUGCCUUUGUCAGAUACGACACGUACCGAAUUUCAAUAGUCAAGCUAUGCGAACCCAUGGCUAACUGUUUUAUCAUCGUUGCACACCGAUAUGCGGGUGGACGCACUUCCGCCUGUUCUGAUAAGCAGCGACAUUCGAAUGCAUCCGAAAUACGCGUUACGAAAUUCGAGCGACCCAGUCUCGUGUUUCGGAUAUAGGGGCCACGGAUACCUACCUAAUUCGAUACAUGUUCGUUAACGGGAUUGUCGCUCGACGCUCAAUCGACAUCUAUCGCGAUAAUUAACGGCGAGCAAAUAGUCAUUUUCCAACCUCGUCCAUCCACCGUUCUCUCUAUUUAUUCCGGUCUGUGCGCGUCUAUCGAGACGCGCUUCCUCCUCAACCUACGCCCUUUCCUCUUCCCGAUCGUGUAGGUAAUGCACAACGCCAAGUCGAUAAUCUUGACGAAUGGAUGUUCGUGGCGUGGGACUGGGGAACGUUGAUUCCCCGAUACUGCGAAUGUCAGCUUCCAUCGAGCCACGGGUGAUCGUUGCGCCUCGAGUACGAAUGUUUUGUACGUGUUACCGAUAAAUUCUCUUUGAGACAGAGAUUGAAAGGAACAGAGCCGGAUCGUCGUACAACGUUUUAAGAGUCACGCGUGUUCCGACUAUAUGCAAUUUUUACAAACAUCGGAACAUCUGUUGGGAUAUUUAUGGAUUCCUCCUGUGAAACUGUAAACUUUCGAUGAAUUGUCAUAUCAUGGAGUAAGGGAAAGAGAAAGGGAGAGAAAGGAAGAAAAAGAGCAUCCGUUUGUAUCGUAAAUCGUACCUAAAACUUUGAAAACUCUUUUCAAAUUUGUGAAAUUUCUACGUAAAAUUUCUAUGUAGACGUAUAACGUCCGCUUUCUGUAACCAUAGCAAAUGGAUGAGAAGCGUAAAAAUUAGAUUCGUCGAUAGAUAAU